Arachis duranensis is the source of this 1222-nucleotide messenger RNA. RefSeq names its product trihelix transcription factor ASR3. The record is from RefSeq and is a predicted model, not a curated record. Lineage: Eukaryota; Viridiplantae; Streptophyta; Magnoliopsida; Fabales; Fabaceae. The transcript has 4 exons. Bases 1 to 861 code for a protein of 286 amino acids.
AUGACGGCAAACCGACGGCGACCGGGCCGGUCCGCCGUAGGUUCGCCGUCGAUCGGUUCGCCGUCGAUCGGUUCGCCGGAGCCUAAGUGGCAGCUGGUGUCGUCGUACUGUAAGAAGCACGGCGUGAACCGCGAACCGGUUCAGUGCCGGAAACGGUGGAGCAACCUCGCCGGCGACUACAAGAAGAUCAAGGAGUGGGAGUCUAGGGCAAGGGAUGAAACGGAGUCGUUUUGGGUUAUGAGGAACGAUAUGAGGAGGGAGAGAAAGUUACCGGGGUAUUUUGAUAAGGAGGUGUAUGACAUACUUGACGCUGCGGUUUCUCCGGCGUUGGCGGUGAUUCCGGCGAGUUCUGCGACGGCGGCGAAGGUGGCGGAGGAAGUGGAAGGUGGUGAUGAUGCUGAGGUGCACAUUUAUGACAGUAAUAGGAGGGUGAGUGUUGGUGGUGGUGAGGAUGGAUUAUUCUCUGAUUCUGAGAGGGACGAGGUUUUUGUUUCUGGGAAUAAGAAUGUUCCUCAUCCUGCUAUUCCUAUCUCAGCGGAGAAGCAGUAUCAACCACCCCUCCAAGGGGAAGGCAAUGCUCAAGAUGCUACUAAUGAGAAACAACCAGCUUCAAAUCCGGAUUCUACAUCUCAAGGAGAACGAAAGAGGAAGCGGUUUUCAGUUGAUUCGGAAGAAGAAACUCUGCAGAGUCAACUAAUUGAUGUGUUAGAAAAAAAUGGCAGGAUGCUGCGCGAUCAACUCGAGGCUCAGAACGUCAAUUUCCAAUUGGAUCGGCAACAGCAGAAAGACACAGCAAGUAACAUUGUUGCUGUGCUGGAUAAGCUUGCAGAUGCUUUAGGAAGAAUUGCUGAUAAACUAUGAUGCAACAAGUUCAGAACACUAGAGCAGUGUACAUAAAACACUUUUAGGUACCAGUGGUUUUCAUCAUUUAUCAAGAGUAGCUUCUAGAAGAAUAUGUGCAGCAUUUGCUUCCUCCAUUUUCUCCCCUUUUUUCUGCAUAUCUUUUGUGGUUGAUUACUAGCAUCCUAGGAUUUUAUAACACAUUUGAAAAAAUUGGAAAAAUUGGAAGUUACUGCAUUUAUUGUUUUUCAUAGAUUAGUAGUAUUUCAGCAGCCAAUAAUAGCGGUUGUACAGAUGAUGACACUAUUGAAGAUAUUUUCUUAGUUGUCUUUCAUUUUAUGCUGUUGAUUAUAUAUUGUGAAAGAGAUUAUGGUUCAUUGAA